UAUAGAGAAAGUCGGAUGUUUAUUGAUAUUUGAUAAGAUAGAUUCAUACAGAAUGUUCAGUUGAGUGCAAUGAAUUGUAACUAGACUAUGCUUAGUGGUAGCCUUCAACAAACCAAGUGGUGUUGCAGGCUUGCAGCUGACAUAGAUCCUUCCCGACUAACUUCCAGCUAGCUUCCGUUCUUCUUUGGUGAUUAAGUUGUUGAAUGAAUGCUUACACGAUCAUCUUCCAUGGAAUUGACAAGGGGCCUAGUUUGUUUUUCCAUAGAAUUCCAGCUAUAAAUCUGGCAUCAGUGCUCGCAUCAUCUAAAAGCCAACUGCAUCAACUCCGCAAUCCCUUUCUGAUAAAUAUCCCGAAGAAACACAUUUCAGUGUCCUGCUUUGCAAAAUUGCCAGAGAUGGAGCACUUCAACAACCCUUCUAAGCUCGUAGUCAUGUUGAGUAAUGCACAGAAGAAAUUGUGGAACAUGAUGCCGGAUUCAGUUAAACAAUUUCCUUGGAAGAAAGCAGAGACUGUUGCGCUAGAAGAGUUUCUCGCCUUGGUGAAGGAGGCACUGAAGUGGUAUCUGCUUGCAUACUUUGCAUUUAGCUGCCUAUCUGAUAUCUCAUAUUCUAUCUCUAGAAACAAAGAAUUAGUUAUCCCAUUAGGUCUCUUUGUCGGAAUCAUGACAACCAAAUUGUUCGAUGAGAUAUCCCGAGAACUCAUGCCUGACCACCAGGAUGGACGCUUUACUUGGAGACUUCCGAGCAUAGCUGUGUUCUUCGUUCUUGUGAAGGCUAUAUCAACAUAUUUGCCCGGAGUAAAUCAUCUUCUUAUGCACGCUGCAAAUGGCGGACUGAUGCAGGUCCUGUGGAAUUGGAAAGACAUCCAGAAACACGAUGGAGACGAAUCUUCUUCGGAUGGCUCUUCGAGCCCUGUUGAUGCUGGUAAUUAGGUAGUUUCUGAGCUUGGUUAACUUCCAAUGUUGUAGUUUUUUGUGACAUUUUUGAAUGAUAUAGAAUGAAUAUUAGGGUCAUUUAGGUAUGUAGCCUUUUCUCAAAGGCAUUAAUCACCACUGUUGGUUUUCAUAAAUAUUUGCAACUUAUGAUUAUAAAUUAAUCACUACAAGUUGUUACUUUAUGGGCUUGUGACAGACUGUUUAUUUGAUCAUUUUAUGUAUUUUUUACGAUGAAUAAAGUUUGUAUAGACAUAUUGCACCA
Molecule: messenger RNA, 1197 nt
Organism: Salvia splendens (bonfire salvia)
Lineage: Eukaryota; Viridiplantae; Streptophyta; Magnoliopsida; Lamiales; Lamiaceae
Exons: 3
Coding region: 204-932 (242 amino acids)
Source: RefSeq, a predicted model, not a curated record